GAUCCAUUUCAUUUUCAGAUUUUUUGAGAGACGAGGAUAAUUCAUAUAUAAAUGACAUCUCUGAAGCAACUGCGCGGAGAGGUCGUGUUCGAGCUGUUUUGAAGGAAGUCAAUAAAGCGGAAGGGCCAAAGGAUUACUUAAAGGUUAUGCAGACUGUUGAUGAUUAUUUACCAUAUUUACUUGCUAUUGUCGAUUGUCUAGAAGGAGAGACUUCUUGGCGAUGUACACUCAGUGAUUCAAUGGUUCUUAAAAAAAAAAGAGUAGAAUGUCGAGGGAUUUAUUACGAAUUAAUUUUCACACUCAUGAC
Scutellospora calospora is the source of this 307-nucleotide messenger RNA. NCBI's taxonomy places the organism in Eukaryota, Fungi, Glomeromycota, Glomeromycetes, Diversisporales, Gigasporaceae. The record is from the annotation of a GenBank genome assembly.